AUGAGCUCAAAGAAACCGAUGAAACUCGUUCUAUCUCCAGCUAAAAAAAGUAAGCAAGAAGUGAAAUGUAUUAUACACAACAACAAUUACAAGAAAAAAACUAAGUUAAGAGCAUUCACAGAAAAAUCAGCCGAAAAAGUGAAAAUAGCAAGUGAAAUUCGAAAUGAUGAAAAUGUCACUGAUUUAGUGAGCGGCGAUCUUUCCAAUUUGAAAUUUCAUCAGAAAUGUUUAGAUGCGUAUGUCCACCCAAAAACAUUAGCUACCAUACAAAAGAAAAAAGAAAAAGCUGAAGCAAGCGACGAUGAAACGGGAGAUGUUAACGACAUAGAAGAACAACAACCAACUUCAACUAUCCGAAUGUCACAGAGAAAGAGAGGCAGAACAGGUCAAUCACUUGCCAAGCAAGAUGAGUGCUGUAUAUGCCAAAAAAGAAAAACGAGUACAACAGGUAGUGGCUACGAAAAACUCAGCAAGUGUAUAACGGAAAGUUCUGCUCUCACGCUACAGACUGCAGCCCUACAAAAUGGGCCCGUUAAAACACCUUCUGCAAUCACUCAAGUAGACAAAGAGGCAUUGCAGCAUACUUUCGACUUUGUUGAGCUACAUGCUCUAAAUAAAUGCGAAGUGCUACUACUGAAGGAUUUGGUUGACAUUUAUAACAAGCAUUCCGUAAAGGGCGGUAUCACCGAUCGAACUAUGUUGAAAUAUGUUACGGAACAAUUCACCGAUGAUAUCGGAGUUUGGCAACCUCGGUAUGGAGGGACAUUUAUUUUUUCUGAAAAAAUACCUAAGGGGCUUAUAAUUGAUGUACGGCGACGGAAUCUUAUUGAUCGUGAAAGCCAAAAGCAACGUGAUACUGACAUUGAAAUUAUCAAAAUAGCAGCUGAAAUAAUAAGAGAAGAGAUCAGAAACAUGCCGUUCACAUAUCCUAUUUGGCCACCGACAGAAAGAAGCAUACUAUCCGAAAGUACUAUCAUUCCACCAAAGUUAAAUCAAUUAAUUACAUCUAUUGUGAGCUCGAUACCUCAACUUUACAAACGGAAACAGACAACUAUAACUUCGAUAUGUCAGGACAUUAUAUAUAGCGCUUCAAAUACUAAGCACAAAACUUCAAAACAUGUAUUAUUAUCGCUUUGUACAAAAAGAAAAACGGGCUCGAAAGAUUUGGUUAAAUGGUUGAACAGAUUUGGACAUUGCAUAUCAUAUGACGAAACUGCAUACCUGGAAACAUUUUUAGCCAACGAAGAAAUAAAAAAUCAAAUGGUGAAGUUUUAUGUACCCUACUCCGUACAACCAUCAUCAUUCAUAACAUUUGUUUGGGAUAACAAUGAUAUAAACCCGGAAACUUUAAGUGGAACGUCGAUGCAUUGUACCAAUGGCAUAAUAGUUCAAUUGAGAAGAGAUGAUAUGGUUGAUUUUGAUAGCGAACGCAUAAAUUACGCAAAGCCACCAAGAAGAAGAUCGUUCAAAUAUAUACCUGAUCAGCUGGAAGAGUACACUACCAAGAAAAGAUUCAACCCUAUUUCAAUGAAAAAUGUUCGUCUUGACUCUAUCGAAGAUCAUUUAUCAACUUCCGCUUGUAUCGAGUCCAUAUGGGCCUUGUUACGCUUUCAAGCGAAACAAAAUAAUGUUCCACAGUCAAUACCUGCAUGGACCAGCUUCAACUAUUUGCUUGAUGGUGAAGUCACACAUCAAACUCAUGAAAUAUCGUAUUUACCAGCGAUUAAUGAUUCUCCUACUAAGAUGGAUGUAGUUAUGGAGCUUCUGGUUCAAUCGAAAGUAAAAGCUGAAGCAUUAGGAUUGCUAGAAACAGACGUUGUUCUAGAUCAAGCUAUAUAUGCUAAAGCCGUAGAAAUUCUUCAAGAUCCUGCCAAUGUGGAGCUAAAAACUUUCAUUUCACUGAGGAUGGGAGCAUUUCACACUUCGUGUAUUUUCAUAGCUGUAAUUGGUAAGCGGUUCGCCGAUGGUGGUUUGCGUGACUUGAUUAUUGAAUCUAACAUAUUGGGUACACGUUCUGUGGAGAGAACUUUGAAUGGAAAGCAUUACAACCAUGCCAUAUGCACGUUGAAGUACGUUUAUGAAGCGCUUUAUCGCUUAAAAAUUGAACAUUUUGAACACUGGUUAGUACAGCAUGGUAAAAAUCUCAAUGACUACAUUUUAACGGAGGAGUUCCAAACUUGCUUAAAAGAGGUUUCAUUUCAAUCUUUCCAAGAUGUGACUGGCCUUGAAGGUCUGUUUGAACUGAUGGAAAAGUACGAACGUGAUAUUAAACAAGCAGGUAAAACAGCAUUGUAUUGGUUGUCUUUCAUGGAGAUGAUGGACGUGUUGUUUGGAUUUAUACGAGGUUUAAAAAUUGGUAACUGGGAAUUGCACCUAGACGCAACACGCCAAAUGCUGCCAUGGUUUUUUGCAUACGACCGUCCCAAUUAUUCCCGCUAUUGUACAUUCUAUGUCAUGGAGAUGCUGCGCUUGCCAGAAACACAUCCCGGAAUAUGUGAGGAAUUCACUAACGGAAAUUUUGCGGUUAGAAGAUCUCCUGGAAAAUUCAAUAAAGUUCCCAGUGACCAAUGCAUAGAGCAAACCAUUAACAGAGAACAAAAAUGUCAUGGUGGAAUAACUGGAUACAGCACUUCUCCUGGGACUAUACAAAGAUGGGUAUUUACUAGCCACACUAUUGCAAAAUGUAUAAGUAUCCUCGAAGACAUGCUGACAAUCAAACAAAAAAUGUCACAUCCCAAAGAAUUAGGUAAAUCCAGAAUGGAAUUCGACGAAGCUUCUGUUCAGAGAUGCUACGACACUUUGGUCUCUUGGGGAAGCCCAUUUAACAGCCGAGACAGCCUUGUUCAAAUUUGUUCUGGUGUGGAAGCUACCACAGUCGUCGAGAAAAACUUACUGGAAGCCCAUUCUGUUGGAAAAAAAGAGAUGGAAGAAUUUGUUGAAAAAAGAAUCAAGUCAAAUGAAAUUUCCUUCUAUGAUCGAAUUAAAAAAAACCAUCUCAAAACGUUUAAGGAUGUCGCAGUGAAGAAGGUGUGUAAGGUAAAAGAGAAGAACAUUACGAUCGCUGCAGAACGAAGUGUGUUUGCAAAGUUGUUAAUCAUUGCACAAAACCGCAAUAAUAUUUCGAUGAAGGAAGUCUUGAGUUACCCUUUGAGUCCAAUUCCUUGGGCUCUUGCUCUUCCAGAUGGGGGGCUUGUGAAAACAGUCAAGUCUAAGUUGUUGGCGAAAAUAGAAGAGGGUAUUGACCCAGAAGAAUCCUUACCCACGAAUUGUUGUACGAUUUUUGAUGGAAUGGUUUUGCUGCAGCAAUUGGAUGGUAUUCCACUCCUCACAUUCGGGGAUAUAUCAGAGUUUCUUUUAAAGAGAAUCUUGCGGUGUAAGUCUCAAAUCAUCUACUUCGUUACUGACCAGUACUUCCAGAAUUCUGUGAAAGGCUAUGAGAGAAGCAGACGUACCGCAGAUGGAACACUCCGAGUACGCAUCGAACGAAGAGAUCAAAAGAAGCCAUCUCAGUUGAAGAAGUACAUGCGCAACGACGAAAACAAAAAAGAAAUCACUCAGUUUUUAUUAAACGACUGGUCCAAUGAAAGUCGAUUUGUAGGUCUACUAGAUCGUCGUGAAAUUUACUUCAAUUGUUUGUCAAAAUUUUUCAAAAUAUAUGUCUUCAACGGUCGUGUAUGUUGUGAAGAAGAAUCGUCCUUAGAAAACCACCAAGAAGAGGCAGACACCAAGGUAUUUCUCUGUUGCAACCACGCAAGCGUGACUGGCGUUGAUAAUGCAUGCAUCGUAACCGUGGACAGUGACAUUGUCAUAUAUGCUGUACAUUUUGAAAAUAAAAUUGGAAUCAACAUUUAUCUACAGAUCGGUUCGGGUGGACGGAAACGAAUCUUAAGUGUGACCAAAAUUCGAGAUGCUGUUGGUCCCGCAAUUGCAGAGGCUCUUCCAGCUUUCCAUGCUUUUACAGGUAAUGACUUCACAAGUGCAUUUCACGGCAUAGGGAAAGUGAAGCCAUACAACUUAUUGAAAGCUAACGAAAUAUUUCAAAAUGUGUUUGCCAAGCUAGGUAAAUCUGCGACAUUUGAUGUUGACCUCUUUCCACACAUUGAGCAAUUUGUUUGCAAAUUAUAUGGAGUCAGUGCAACUAACACAGAUGACGCACGCUACAAAAAGUUCUGUUCGUGUAAACCUACACCUGAGCCGCAACAGCUUCCUCCAACUCGAGAUGCACUACUAAAUCAUUGUAAAAGAGUUUCAUAUAUCACAGCGAUAGUUCGAAAUUCUUUGGUUGCAAAUCCAAACCUACCAAGCCCAAAUGGACAUGGAUGGAAUGUCAACGGUGAGAAACUAGAGAUCAUUUGGCUAUUAAGACGACCUGCACAAGAUGCUCUAUUGGAAAUGGUUUCUUGCUCUUGCCGUAAGUCAUCAUCUUACGCCAAAGAAACUUGUGUUUGUAGCUCGUACGAUUUGCCUUGCACAGAUUUAUGCUCCUGUAACUGUGUUGAUCAAGGAUCAGACAACGACGAGAUAAUUCUCGAAAAUGAUGUUGAAGUCGAUAGUUCUGAUGACGAAAGUGAGGAUGACACAGAAGAUGAAGAAACUUUAUUUUCAGAUUAA
Messenger RNA from Hydractinia symbiolongicarpus, 4611 nucleotides. RefSeq lists its product as uncharacterized. NCBI's taxonomy places the organism in Eukaryota, Metazoa, Cnidaria, Hydrozoa, Anthoathecata, Hydractiniidae. The record is from RefSeq and is a predicted model, not a curated record. The coding region runs from base 1 to 4611 and encodes 1536 amino acids. The transcript is spliced from 8 exons.